GCCCGUACUAAAAUGGCUUCAACCUCCCGCAGGGUCGGAGUCUAUUUCUGACGGAUUUUAAUCAAUAUAUAUGAUUCGGUUUAACUGGUGAUGACUGACAUCAUAUAUAUCAUAAAUAUUUACUGAAUAGAAAUAAGAAUAGUUAAACAUGAAGUUAGCCAUAGAUAGCAUCCUUGCUAACCAAAACAACUGAACUAGGUUAUGCUACCCGGAAAUAUUUCACGGGCCGGAAAGGACCGAUGUUAAGUGAGCACACGUCAUUCACUUUUACCCAAAAAAAUUAUCACGGACCGUCCAAAACAAUUUAGCCGACAAAAACAUCAUCAACUCAUCAGUGCCAAUGGGGAUUGAUGCUGUCAUAUGGCGAGGAAAAUGUUGCAGCCUCAAAUACUGAGUAUUUCGAGUGAAAGGGGGCCGAGCAUUCAACUAGCUCAGCAUCAGUGAAAAUGGCUAUGGCUAACGAGUCGAAAACAGGACGCAGAAAUGGAGAGCUAAGCGAAUGGUAGCUAGAUGUUAGGAAGGCGUGACAGGCCGCAUCCAUCUAGCCCUGAACUUGUACUUGAUGUGUAGGAUUGGUCUUCUGCAUUAUGUGAAAGGCAAUCAAAAAGAUCUCCCCUAGGUUGUUGGGGGACUCGUACCCCUCGCACAUAUUUAGACUCAUUGACAUCUGUCCAAAUUUAAAGCGAAAAGAAGCCAACAUCAUGUUCCACAGAAAGAGUGAAUGAACAGAACUGGAUAAACAGAAAAUAUGGAUGAAAACACUAGCUGAAACAGCUAACAAGCAGCUGUCACCUGACUGCUCACUAAUAAAAAUUGUUCUGUGCCAUAAAACACCAACACAAACCAACAAACAGGAUUAGGCUAGACAAAGACUUCAUUUCCCACAAUACUAUACUGGCUGUGUUUAAACGACUUUCACUCCCAAAAUGUUACCAACUCAUUAAUGUGACAAAGAGCAUACGGUAUCCCCAUCCAAAAGAACUGUAAGGACGUUGCUUUUGAGAACUAUCCUCCCCAAACGCACACAUACAGUGCUCACUGUAUAACCCCACUCCCCACAAACCUGCUCCCUCUCCUCUUGAAUGGAGAGUGGUGGCAGUGGGCGAUCGGGCGGAAGUAGCAGCAGCCGAAGUGCGCGAACAGGUGGGAGCAGCAGCGUUAUCGGGCGGAGUUCAGGAUCCAGCCGAGGCGACUCGGGCGGUUCCAGGUCGAGCAGUGGCGCCGCAGGAUCCCUCGGCCGAAGCUCAACUGUCGGAGGCAGCGGUGGAAUAAUUGUCGCCGCUCCUGGCACUGGAGGUGUGGCUUCUGCACCCCCAUGUGCCAGCGAGUGGGAGAUGUUCCAGUUUGGAAAAUACAAUUUGGACAUAAUAGAGAUGCUAAGCGGACACCAGGCCCAUCAGUUCAAAGGCCUCGGUUUAGAACGACAGCUACAGCAUCAGCAACAGGUGCAGCUUCACCAGCACCAGCUCCAACAGCAGCAGCAGCAACAGGCCGAGACCUCAGGGGCCCUCUUGUCUGGGCUUGGGCUUGGGCCCCUCCAAGGGUCCAGAAACAACGCCUUUUCAGAUUCCGCCUCGAUUUUCGGUAAGAUGAGCGCACCUCCUCCUCCCCCUUUACAACAGCAGCCCUCGUCGUCUGCUCAGAGCUCAAGGUCCAAGUCGAGCAAGAUGAGUAGCAGCAGCUCGAGCCACGUGUCGGGCUACCCGCAGUUCCUGCGGUCCUUUCACCCGACUGAGGCUGCUCUGGCACAGGAGCAACUGCAUUCUGGGGUGGGCCGCUUCGAGCACUUUGCCGGGGCCAGCGGCGGUGGAGGUGCUGGGGGAUUGGGAGUUGCCCCUCCUCCGCCACCUCCUUUGCAUCCAGGCCUCUCGGUCCCCCAAGCUUCACCCGGCCCUUCGUCAUCUUCCCCCUCCCCCUCCAGCUCAGUGGCUACGAACAAUCCGCCCAGCAGCAGCGCUGUCACCUCUCUGGGCCACCAGUUGGUCGGGGCCCAGUCUGAUGCACGGAGCCUUCACCAGCAGUUCAGUUGCAUGCUAGCUGCUAAUCAGUACUUUCUCUCUGGGGUGCCUGCUAAUGCUAGUUUAGAGCAGUUUCUGGUUCAGCAGGGGACCCACAACCACCUGGGGUUAGGUUUAGGUCAGAGUGAGGGUUCCGGCUCGGGCCUGGCUCCGCCUCCUGCCCUGCAUUCCUCUCAUUCCCACGGUCACUCUGCUGCCCAGCCCCAACAGCAGCCACAGCCACCACAACAGCAGCAGCUGCCCCCCCAUACCCUGUCUCACCCCCACUCUCACUCCCAUCCCCACCACCCCCUCCACCCAGGCUCACAGCCCUCCUCCCUGGGUGGUUUUGACUUCCAGGGCAUCCCGGUUCUCUCCUCCAACCAGCUGGCCUCCCUGAUGCAGCAGGAAGCGGGCCUGCCCCUCCCCCUGCCGCUUCAUCUUUCCCUCUCCAAGGAUGACGGCAAGGGGGACAGCAGCGGGGGUGGAAGCAGCAGCAGCAGGAGGAAGAAAGCGAUGGCUGGUUACCUGCCACAGAGGAAGUCAGACGGGGGUAGUAACAGCAGCAGUGGCCAUGGUAGUGGGAACCCCAAUGCCAGCAGCAGUGCAGGUGGUCUGGGCCAUGACCCCUCCCCGGGACUGGUCGGGGGAGGGGGUGGAGGGGUCGGCAUGACCGGUUUGGGAGGAGAUCCAUCCCUCCACGCCUCCUCGUCGUCCUCAUCCUCAUCCGUUGUCUCCUCCUCGUCUUCCUCUGCCCCCUCCUCGGCCGCUGCGUCGGUCCUGGUCACUAAUGGUUCUCACCUCUCCAAGAGUGACAAUAUGGGCUCCCUGGGGUCUGCGCCUGCGCAGGCCGACACCGACCCGCUCUACCAUUGCGGCGAGUGUGGCAAAACCUUUACUCACCUCUCCAGCCUUCGCAGGCACCUGCGCAUGCAUGAAUCUACCGCCGCAGGUACCAGCACGAACGCCAGCAUUAACCCAAAUCCUACCCACAUCCAGCCCCCGUCUGACCCCAGCCUCCCUCACUCCACCCAGGACCUGGGCUCCCAGUCCAACUCCCAGUCCUCCCAGCAGUCAUCCAGCUCGGCCCAGACCUCGUCCUCCUGCCCCAGCCCGGACAAGACCUUCCAUUGUUCGGAGUGCGGCAAACACUUCAAGAAGAAGGGGCACCUCCUUCAGCACGGUGUCAUCCACUCGGAGGCUCGUCCGUACGGCUGCAGCAUCUGCUCGAGGGCGUUCAACCGCCGCGAAUCGCUGACGCGGCACGAGAAGAUUCACCAGGACAAGCCCUUCCGCUGCCCCGCUUGCGGCCGGUGCUUCCGGGAGAGCACCUCUCUGCUCAACCACGCCGCCUCCGGGACAUGCGGCAAGCCCGGGAGGGCGCUGAAACCCCAGGGUGGCAGCAAAGAAGAAGCUGUGGGCGAGGGUGGAAUGGGGGGAGGGGGUGGAGGAGGGAGUGGCGGAGGAGGGGAUUACCAGGGCGGGAGAGGAGAGAUAUAUGGGAAAACGGAGGAAGAGGAGGGCGUAAUAAUGGGAGACGAGGAAGGUCAGAAGUCCAGGCUAGGUUGCGAUGGUGGCCUGUUUCAGUCGGGGAGGGGCGGAAACGGCAGCAGAGACAGGCCGGAAAGUAAAUACCCCGCUGAUUAUUCUCGGAAUCGUUACACAGGCUACCAUGACGAUCACCGCUCUCAAGGUAACCCAUCACCAUGUUAUUCUGGCGCCUCCCCAUGCGGCAGCGGGAUGGCGGGCCCGGCGCUGAGGAAGGCGCCGUUGGCCCCCACGCUGCACCCGCACCCUCAGAGCCAAACCCAACAUCACCAGCAGCAGCAACCCCACCUCCCCCUGUCCUCCCUCCUGGAUGACUCCGAAGACGACGUUACCAGCUCGGUCAACAACGCCAUCUCUGCCAUCGCCGCAGCUGCCGCCAACUGUGACAUGAACAGCGGGAACAGAGGCGAUGAUCGGAGGGAUAUUAUCGGGGGGCUUUUGGGCGGGCUGGGCUUAGGUCCCCUGGGUUCCCCUUCCUCAACAUCUGGGAUAGAUAAGAAUUACAGAGGGGGGAACCAGGACGGCAUGAGUGGUAAUAUGAGCCACAACCAACAGCAGGAGAAUAAUCCGCAGAACCCUGCUGCCAAACCAAAACGUCCCCGGAAGCCCAGGAAGCCCAAAGAUCCCAAUGAUCCGCCGAAACGCAGGCAGUACACGCCCAGAGCUCCCAGAGGGGCCAGCAACGUCCCGCGGCCGUACCUGUGCAGCGUUUGCGGCCGGGGUUUUGCCCGCCGCGAGACCCUGCGUCGCCAUGACCGGGUCCACACCGGGGAGAAGCCCCAUCAUUGCACAACGUGCGGGAAGUACUUCAGAGAGGCCUUCCACCUCACCAAGCACCACACCGUUCACUCUGGGGAGAAGAAUUACAAGUGCAGCCUGUGUGGGAAAGAGUUUGGCUACUCUCAGAGCCUCAAGAGGCAUGGCAAGCUCCAUCAGAAAGGAGAGAUGGAAGAGGUGCCCACAACACCAGGCGGGGAGAACCUCGGCAGCUUCAACUCAAACCCCUCGUGUGGUAUGAGCCAAGACAGGGAGCAGAACCAAGGAAGCACCUCCUCGUAUUACUCAUACCCCCAAGAUGUCAAACCCCAAAGCUCUAGCAGCCAGCCCCCGCCCAGGCUCUACACCUGUGCGAUAUGCUGGAAGUCUUUCCGCCAUCACUUCCACCUGACGGCUCAUCACCAGACGGUGCACGAGAAUGGCGGCGAGAAGCUGUUCAGCUGCGAGGUGUGUGGGAAGGCGUUCGCCUACUCCAACAGUCUCACCCGACACAGGUUGUCACAGCACGGCCUGACUCGCUCCAGCCCCACCAAUGCACCGGGGGGUGCCAGUGGGUCCGACGGCAACGGUGCCCCUGGCGGCGGAGUGAGUGGGCCUGCGUCAGAGAGCGAGGCAGCCACCAACGCCCUCCUUCAGAUGGCACCUUCCACCGAGGGCCACGGGGGGCAGCAGAGUCACAGUGUUGUCACCCACAGCCACCAGCAGCAGCCGCCUCAGCCCCCAGCCGGCUAUUCCCCCCUGUUUUACGAUGCUGGUACGGCCCACUCCUCGGCCUCUAGCGUGCCUCCCUACUCCCAGCCGCUGCCGCCCAACUCCACCAUCAUGCCCCCGCAGCACCAACAUUCCCCAGCAAGAGUGAAGGGGGAGCAUAUCUACCCAGCCGGGUCCAGCAGUCACACCCUUCACACGACGGCUCCAUUCCAGCCCCUCACAGAGCUGCCAUCUGACCACCACCAUCACCACCACCACCACCACCACCACCAUUCUUCACACCACCACCACCACCGCUUAGAGCCCCAGUCUCAGCCGACACACCACCAGAACAUUCAGUCACACGAGGACACCAGGCACAAGAAGAAGAAGAAAAAGUCCGACAGGAGGGAGGGGAGGGGGGAUAUGUGGGGGGAGGCCUCGGGCUUAGUCAGAAACGAGGGGAAUAGAGACAAGAGGAAGACGGGGUCCGUUUCACAAAAGCAGCGUAGGAAGAAAAAACUGCUUCUGAAGAUAAGACGGGGGGGAGCAGGAGGGGGGGGUUAUGAGCUGGUCACAACAGGAGGAAUGAAGAUCCAGAUCCUGUCGUCUCUCAGGGGUCCUGCGAAACGUUUUGCCUGCCCCAUCUGUCCCCACGCCACGUUCGCCCGCCAGGCAGGCCUGUUGACCCACAGGGCGGCCAAACACACCAAGAGAGUCCUGAGCCCCCAGGAGCGCCUGCGCUGUGGCGUGUGUGGGAAGCAGUCUCACCGGCUCCUGGCUGCCUUCAUCCACCGGGCGACUCAUCAAGCCCGGGGGUCCUUCUCCUGCAGACGCUGCUCGGCUCGCUUCUGGAACGCCCCCCUCCUCCGCAGACACAAGGUGACCUGCCGAAAUAGGGCCAAGGGACUGCCGCGAGGUGGCACUAUCAGUCUGAAGUCAUCCAAGAGGGCAGGGGAGAGGAAGAGGGAUGAGCAGGGGGAGAUGUCAUCCCUGCAGACAGAGUAUCGUUAUUGAGCCUGCUGACUGCUGAAGUAGUGGCAUUUAGAAUUUCACUGAUAAGAGAGGCGCAGCAUUUUGGAAAAGACAUCGGAGAUGGAUGUUUUUAAGCAAAACCCUUUUGGGUGGGUAGGGGGACUUUGAAUUGGCCUUGUCUGUCUGGACCUCAUCAACUCAACUCUUACUGUCAACUGACUGUUGGAACGUGUAUGUGUGUGUGUGUGUGUGUGUGUGUGUGUGUGUGUGUGUGUGUGUGUUAACAACAUGAACUACUGUAGAUUAACCAAGGAUCAACUGAAAUUCGUCCAUCAGAACUGUACGGAGGACGUUGAAAGACAUGACUGUUUUCAUAGGAUCAUUAACCCUUAAGUGCAUUGACACUAUGCUUGGCUGACACUGUGCAGUUAUUAGACAAGUCUAGGUGAUUUGACCUGCUAAUGUAUCUCUUCCCCCACCCCUUUACUCCUAGCCCUGCUAUACUCCUCGCUGUAUGAUAACUCUGUCUCUGCUGUGUACUUUGUCUUGUUGAUGUUCCAUUAGAGCCCUUUUGGGGAAUUCUUUUUUUUUUAUGUGAAAAGUGCAUUUAGUAGGAGUAGGGAGUGGGGGGACACAGACUUUUGGUUGGUAGAGAGACGGUCUGUCGCUGCAUGUGUUUUCAUUGGUCAGGUGGUUGCCCAGGUUGUUAAUUCACAAUGUGAUGUUUAAUUCAGUACAUCCCUAAAAGGAUGUUUUAACGAUUUUACAAAGUUGCAGAAAAAAAUUUAAAUCCCCCUAGUAAAUUAAUCAUAUCUUAAAAACGGAUUUUAAGAAGGUUAAUAUUAAGUUAUGUAGGUAUUCACAUCCAGCCAAAAAAAGUGACAUAAAAGCCUUUCUAAUCAUGAUCACAUUAUUUCAUUUUCAUGCCUGUGGAAACAUUUAUAGCUUUUAUACCAAGAGAUUGAGAUCAAGACAGGAUGUGUACUGUAACAUAUAUUGUGUUAAUAUCUUAUCACUGUUGUAUUUUUCUUUUCACAAAAUACAUUAUUUAGUUUCAACCGUUUCUUCUCUAAAAUGGGUUAACAGCUAGGAGCUGUCAUUGUAGCAACCGGUCAUGAUUACAUGUAGUAGUGUGUGUAACUGAAUCUGUCUACCUGCUAAUCUUCAUCUUCACCUUUCCUCUUCUGUUGUUUUUUGCUGAGUUGCAAUCAUGUUCCCUGUCAAGCCUUGUCUUUUCUUCUGAAGAAAAAAAGAAAAAUAAUAGUACAUUUCUAUCACUUUAUUUACUUAAGUAAAACGAAGAUAGUUGAUGAUUAUACUUCAUUCAGCAAGAUAGUUGUUGAUUAGACUUCAGCAUUGAAUAAAACACGUGUUCUCAGCUGUGCUUUUUCUCCAUGUAUCUUUUAAGGUAAAUAAUGAAGAUCAGGAUGCUUACUGAUAACUGAACGUUUGGGUAUUGAAACUAUAAUGAGUAAAAUGUUACAAAUACCAAAAUCAGUAUAAACGUUUUAAAGCUUGUGUCCCAGAUAUAGUUGAAUAGUUGUGUGAGCCUGAUGGAUUUCAGGAUGUCGUCAUGGAUACCAAUAAAUUUAAACUUAGUACAACUAUG
Messenger RNA from Esox lucius (northern pike), 7596 nucleotides. RefSeq lists its product as uncharacterized. The record is from RefSeq and is a predicted model, not a curated record. The transcript has 3 exons. NCBI's taxonomy places the organism in Eukaryota, Metazoa, Chordata, Actinopteri, Esociformes, Esocidae. The coding region runs from base 1083 to 6029 and encodes 1648 amino acids. Gene Ontology annotation, molecular function: RNA polymerase II cis-regulatory region sequence-specific DNA binding; DNA-binding transcription factor activity, RNA polymerase II-specific. Gene Ontology annotation, biological process: regulation of transcription by RNA polymerase II.